Molecule: messenger RNA, 2416 nt
Organism: Fragaria vesca subsp. vesca
Lineage: Eukaryota; Viridiplantae; Streptophyta; Magnoliopsida; Rosales; Rosaceae
Product: ABC transporter E family member 2-like
Exons: 13
Coding region: 102-1916 (604 amino acids)
Biological process (GO): translational initiation; translational termination; ribosomal subunit export from nucleus
Molecular function (GO): ribosomal small subunit binding; ATP hydrolysis activity; iron ion binding
Source: RefSeq, a predicted model, not a curated record
AACUCUACAACGCCACACGCCUUUUAGAGUCCUUCUUCUCAACCUCUCUGCGCUUCGCUUCCAUCGGCAUCGUUUCGCUGGUGGAGAAAGAAAAAUAAGAGAUGUCGGACCGGUUAACGCGUAUAGCUAUUGUCAGCUCUGACAGAUGCAAGCCCAAGAAGUGCCGCCAGGAAUGCAAGAAGAGUUGUCCUGUCGUCAAGACUGGGAAACUAUGUAUUGAGGUUACUACUGCAUCCAAAAUCGCUUUUAUCUCAGAAGAGUUGUGCAUCGGGUGUGGUAUUUGUGUUAAGAAAUGCCCGUUUGAGGCAAUUCAGAUUAUUAACUUGCCAAAGGACUUGGACAAAGAUACCACCCAUCGUUAUGGGCCUAACACUUUCAAGUUACACAGGUUACCAGUCCCAAGGCCAGGUCAAGUUCUUGGUUUGGUUGGAACUAAUGGAAUUGGGAAGUCAACUGCCCUCAAAGUUUUGGCUGGAAAGCUGAAACCAAAUUUAGGCCGUUUCAAUAAUCCACCAGAUUGGCAGGAAAUCUUGACCUACUUUCGGGGAUCUGAGUUGCAGAAUUAUUUUACCCGUAUUUUGGAAGACAAUUUGAAGGCCAUUAUAAAGCCCCAAUAUGUGGAUCACAUUCCAAAGGCCGUUCAUGGAAAUGUAGGGGAGGUGCUCAACCAGAAAAAUGAGAGGGGUGUGAAGGAAGUACUGUGUCAUGACCUUGAGCUGAACCAGGUUAUUGAUCGUAAUGUAGGGGAUUUAUCAGGUGGGGAACUUCAAAGGUUUGCCAUUGCUGUUGUUUGCAUACAGAAUGCAGAGAUUUAUAUGUUUGAUGAGCCUUCAAGUUAUCUUGAUGUGAAACAAAGGCUCAAAGCUGCCCAAGUUAUUCGUUCGUUGCUCAGGCCUAAUAGCUAUGUAAUUGUUGUGGAGCACGAUUUGAGUGUCCUGGAUUACUUAUCGGACUUCAUUUGCUGUUUAUAUGGGAAACCGGGUGCAUAUGGUGUUGUAACCCUUCCUUUCUCAGUUAGAGAAGGAAUCAACAUCUUCUUGGCUGGAUUUGUUCCUACUGAAAACCUGAGGUUUCGAGAUGAAUCACUGACCUUUAAGGUGGCUGAGACUCCACAGGAAACUGCUGAGGAAAUUGAGACAUAUGCACGAUAUAAAUACCCAACAAUGAGUAAAACACAGGGAAACUUCAGGCUUCGUGUGAUGGAGGGUGAAUUUACUGAUUCACAGAUUAUUGUCAUGCUUGGUGAGAAUGGAACAGGGAAGACCACAUUCAUCCGUAUGCUGGCUGGUCUACUGAAACCUGAUGAAUCAGAUUCAGAAGUGGAAAUACCUGAAUUUAAUGUCUCGUACAAGCCGCAGAAGAUCAGUCCAAAGUUUCAAAACACUGUCAGACACUUGUUACAUUCAAAGAUACGUGAUUCAUAUACUCAUCCCCAAUUCAUGUCAGAUGUGAUGAAGCCUCUUCUUAUUGAGCAACUAAUGGAUCAAGAAGUUGUAAAUCUCUCCGGUGGAGAGUUGCAAAGGGUUGCAUUAUGUUUGUGCCUUGGAAAGCCAGCUGACAUUUACCUAAUCGAUGAGCCAAGUGCAUAUUUGGAUUCUGAGCAGCGUAUUGUUGCUUCAAAAGUCAUAAAGAGGUUUAUCCUGCAUGCCAAGAAAACUGCAUUUGUGGUUGAACACGACUUUAUCAUGGCUACGUACUUGGCAGAUAGAGUUAUUGUCUAUGAAGGGAAGCCGUCGAUUGAUUGUACUGCAAAUUGUCCGCAGUCAUUGUUGACUGGGAUGAAUCUCUUCUUAUCUCAUUUGGAUAUCACAUUUAGACGAGACCCAACAAAUUUUCGUCCAAGAAUCAACAAAAUGAACUCAACGAAGGACAGAGAACAAAAGAAUGCUGGGUCCUACUAUUACUUGGAUGAUUGAUAUAAUCAAUAGGUUUAGCGAAUUUCAGAGGGCAUCUAUACGGACUCUAAACUUCUAAAGGGGAUCUCGGCUGAGGCUCAGGCCCCCAACAUGUUGACAGAUGAUUAGUGCUUUUUCUGCUGAAGAGGUGAUAUUUGCUUUCCUACAUGGAUCAGUUUAGGCCGUUCCAUGUUGCUACUUCAGUUAUGCCCUGUAGUGUGCUUGCAGUUAUCCAAUUUUGGCUAUUGUCAUGAGGCAAGAAUCUGAAUGUACAAUGAGUUCUCUUAACAUCAACUCUAUUUGACUACUAUGUUAUCUGCGGGAAUGGAGUUUUUCUCCUAGAAUGAAGUCUUUUAUAUAUCCUUUCAAGUUAUGUGUUUUCUGGGUUUAUGCAUCGGUUCUGCCUUUAUAUGUUAAAGAAUUAAAUUCAGUUUACCCCCAUGAGGUUUGGGAGUAACUUCAUGUUAAUCCCUAUACUUUCAAUUUCAUCAGUUUACCCCUUAAACUUUUAAAUUUUCCUC